AUGCUCCUUACAAUGAAAACAACACACCCUCGGGUAAAUGACCUGAUGUCUCUACUCUGGAACUGGCACCUCCACAAGCGAGAAACAACACUCUUCCGCCGCCUCGGCAUGCACAGCGUAGAAAUCGCUGGGCUCUCAAUAGCGAUGCUCAUCAUCCCUCUUACCAUGCACCGUGUCGUUCAGGGCUUUGACGAAAUGUAUGACAUUCUGGGGCGCCGAGCAAAAUCACCGUACGCUCAGUUGUCUUGGGUAAACAUCGCAUUUGCAUUUGUGAUGCUCGUCGGAUGGCAUCUGUGGCUAGGGAGGUUGACGUACUUGACGGUAUUGGAGAGCAAUGUAGACGAAGACAAGGACGAGGGAAGGAAAGACGAGACUGCAGCUUCGUCUGGCUCAACAGAGAAAAGUAACACCGGGUCAGGAAAGGGGGGAAUAUCUUGGAGUCGCAUACUAGGACGCAUCCUGAUACCUCUCCUACUUAUAACAUUGGGACUACAUUUCGGGUACCAAGUCUGCCGACAAUUAAUAGCAGACACAAGACCGCUCAUCACACGAAACGACGUCGACAUGCAAGAAGCAAUGGGACAGCUCUACGGGCUAGUGUAA
Molecule: messenger RNA, 603 nt
Organism: Bipolaris victoriae FI3
Lineage: Eukaryota; Fungi; Ascomycota; Dothideomycetes; Pleosporales; Pleosporaceae
Exons: 1
Coding region: 1-603 (200 amino acids)
Source: RefSeq, a predicted model, not a curated record